Arthroderma uncinatum is the source of this 2817-nucleotide messenger RNA. RefSeq lists its product as uncharacterized. Gene Ontology annotation, molecular function: transcription coregulator activity. Gene Ontology annotation, biological process: regulation of transcription by RNA polymerase II. The transcript has 4 exons. The coding region runs from base 1 to 2817 and encodes 938 amino acids. The record is from RefSeq and is a predicted model, not a curated record. Gene Ontology annotation, cellular component: SAGA complex. NCBI's taxonomy places the organism in Eukaryota, Fungi, Ascomycota, Eurotiomycetes, Onygenales, Arthrodermataceae.
AUGGCUACUGCUGUUUCGACCAAGCCCAUGGCGCACCCGGGCAAGAUGAAGCGACCCCCUCCCCCAACAUUCGUGCAAUCUGGCGCCAACGGUGCCAGGCCGUCGCAAACCUCCUCAUCGCCUGUUCCUACUCCCGCGAACCGGCUGUCGGGCUUCAGGCAAUUCGGGAAUUUCUCAUCUUCCUCCGGUACUGCCGCGAACGGCGCCAAUGGUCGAGCAGUGGCGAGAGUCAACGGAGAAGCAUCGCAGAGACCACUGGACCCUUCUUCACGGCUACAACGUCCGUCGACCAGGCGUCACGCUAUGGGUAACAAUGCUGCUGACAGCCGGGGGACGAAGAGACUUGCGGAGCCAUAUGUCAAAACAACCUCCUAUAUCCUGAAGAAAUUCGCAAAAUUUCCGCCGUCAUUGACCAUGCAUCUUCACCCAACCCACUUUCGGUUUGAUAAGCAGGAUGGGAGCUUUCCUUAUAAUUCAGAGAUGAAGGUUGUCAUAGAGCAUCUCAAGGACGGCACAGUGCCUCAUGAUAUGAUGGAGGAGCUCAUCAUGGGGAAUGUGCGGUUUUAUGAUGGUUGUUUAAUUGUUCGAGUUGUUGACCAUAGGUCUCCUUCUGCUGAACCUACGCCUGUCACGAAAGCAUCGACUGGGCAGAAACUUAUCCCGUUUUCCAUCCAUAACUACAACGAGCACAUGACCCCUUCUUCAUACGUUCCGUACCCUAAGCGAACCCAAAUCAAUGCCAACACCGGAAGUUCGCAAGCUACCUCAGGUGACCAGGCCUCUCAAGCUACAUCCUCCUCAGAACAAUCGGAAUUUCCAGAUGUGAAUAAGGCUAAGGCGAAGCAGCCGCCUACCGAAGAAGCCAGCAAUGGAACGGCUGCCGGACCUAAGGUUUUCACCACAGUCUUACACCCUACGCCGCGCUCCCUACAGGCCGAACUUACCCUUCUAUCAAUGAUUCCUGAUUCUCGAGCUCCGCCACGCCGACAAUCUCAAGGGUUCAAUACUUCACGGACUUCCACUUCUACCUCCCUUACCCAACCUUCUACCCCACUCUCCGCAGUUGCCCCUCCCAUAGAUCGUGGACAUCCUGCCAAACGACAAAAGAUGCUUGUUGAACCCCAUGAACUCCCGGAAGUUGAGUCUAAAUUGAUUCAUGCUACCGCACCCCCGCUAUAUCUCGAGCCAGUCUCCAGCUUGGAGGCUAGUCAGAAUCUGCUGAAACUCUUAGACUCGCCAUUGCACUGCCACAAACCACCUUCGCCAAAGACCAGGAGACGUACAGUGGCCGAACUUGCAGCUGACGAAGCAUUGGCUGCGGCAGAGGAACGAUUCAUGUUGAUCAUGGAUGAACGCCUUGAACCAGCCACUUCAGGGGGAGCAAAUGCAGCUAAAUCAGCAGUUGCUGACGGGGACGGCGGUGCUGCUCCGUUUGAGCCUAGAUUCUCAAGAUUCAAAACAUUGGAAAAUAUCCGUAGCCAGCACGAAGAAAGGGCUAGAAGGGAACAUGAGCGGAAACUACAGCAAGAUCUUGUCAAGCGGCAGCAACAGGAGGCAGAGCGAGAGAAACGCCGACAGUUUGAGCAGCGCCAAGCAGAAGACCAGGCCCGAGAGGACGCUCGCAGGCAAUUAUUUGCCCAGCAGGCUGCUCAAUCGCAGGCUCAUUCUCAGGUCCAUUCUCAGGCUCAGGCUCAGGCUCAGGCUCAGGCACAGGCUCAGGCACAGGCUCAAGCUCAAGCUCAAGCUCAAGCGCAGGCUCAAGCACACGCCCAUGCACAGGCUCAGGCAGCACAGUCUCAACUUAUUGCUUCUCACAAUAUUCGACCAACCUCCCAAGGGAAUUCAGGCAUCCCGGUCACUCUUCAGCAGCAGCAUAUCAUAUCCGCAUCGCAAGCACCUCACUCUUCGCCUAUUGUGCGAAAUCUAACCCCACACGCCUCAUCCCCACAUCUCAUGAAUCAAGGUGUGCCGAUGGCCAUUACCAGUUCCGCGCAAGGUGCCGGAAGCCCCCUGGCAGUCUCGUCAAGCAUGCAACAUGGCCAUCCUACAGCUAUGGGCCAUCCCAUGGCACCCACCCGUAGCCAGCAGAGUCAUAGCGCCCACGGGACACCACAAAUGGCCCAUGGAACCCCUGUAAUGCAUGGAACUCCAGUUAUGCGCAAUCUUACGCCUACUCAACGGAUGCCUCACCCUAGCCCUGACGUUUCUACGAUGGCCCAAACUCCAGUUAUGACCCAGGCUAUGGUUAAUCCCCCCAUGAAUGGUGGGAUGAUGACACCUCAAAUGAUACAGCAAAGACAGAACGCACUGGCAGCGCAGCGGAAUCUUACAAACCAACAGUUAGCACAACAGCAAAUGUCUCAAUUCCAGGCCAGCACUCUCGCACAGCAGAAUAUGCAUCCACAGCAAAUUAUGCAGAGCCAGCAGCAACAGCAGCACCAAACCGCCCAGAUGCAAAACGCCUAUCAAUCGAGUCUCAUCCAGUCACAGCUAGCCCAAAUGCAGGCCGCGCAACAGGGCCAGCAAAGGCCAAUGUCCCAAUUGACACAGCAACAAAUGAUGGCAGCCGCCGCCGCCGCAGCUAAUGGCCAGAACCGUCAAAAAAUGGCCGUAAGCCAGCAGUACAAACAAUUGUACGAGUUUCACCUUACUCGACUACAAGGCGAGAUGGCUCAGAGGGUCAUGCCCCAGUACGGCCCACCCCCAAAUUAUCCGCCUCAUAUCAAGGCCCAAUAUUACGGUGGACUAGGCAAGGUGGCUCAACAGCCCCCUUUCCAACCAGUCUCCAUUCCCACGAAGAAUUUAAACGCGAGUUAA